AUGAUAGAACAACACGAUUCAGAUACUAAACAUUUACCAUUUACAAUACAUACUCUAUUAGAACUUAAUAAUAAUAAUAAUAAUAAUAAUAAUAAUAAUAAUAAUAAUAAUAAUAGUACUUUGAAUAAUCAAUUAAAUAAUGAAAUAAAACAAUUACCUAUAGAGAAACAUUCACAAAAUACGUUUACAAAAAAUGGUACUCCAUAUCAAUCAAUAAAACAAUCAAUGAAACAUUCAAUGAUAACCAUUAAUGAUAGAAAACAAACUCAAGAUUCUAAUUGGAUACCAAAUAAAUUAGAUGAAAAAUUAUUUUUACAAUUAUUUAAAAAUGUUUAUUUAUCACAAAUUCAGUUACCAUUCAAUACUAACACUGCUAUUAGUAGUAGUAGUAGUACUACUACUACUACCACUACUACCAAUACUACUAGUAAUAGUAGUAGUAAUAGUAGUCAUGACAACUAUAUGAAUUAUGAUAUCCCUAGUAUUAAUAAUAUUGUAAAUUAUUUACAAACAGAUCAUUGGUCACAAUUAUUAAAUUUUACAACAUAUCAUUCACCAUCUCAAUCAAUUCAAUCAUCAUCAUCAUCAUCGUCAUCAUUAUUUAAUGAUCAAUCUGAUCUAAUUCGAUCUACAUUAAAACAUUUGAAUCCUGAUCAUUUACAAUCUAAAUGUACAUUUUUAUCAAAUAGUCAAUAUAGAGAGGAUGUUAUUCAGAAAAGUAAGUUUUUGAUACUUUAUUUAUAUUAUGGAUAUAUAUGGAUGAAUGUAUUCAUUGUAAGUUUAUUAUUGACAAUAUUUAUUGAAGGACUACAGUUGGAUCUGUAA
Molecule: messenger RNA, 825 nt
Organism: Schistosoma curassoni
Lineage: Eukaryota; Metazoa; Platyhelminthes; Trematoda; Strigeidida; Schistosomatidae
Source: the annotation of a GenBank genome assembly